Punctularia strigosozonata HHB-11173 SS5 is the source of this 1635-nucleotide messenger RNA. RefSeq lists its product as uncharacterized. The transcript has a single exon. The record is from RefSeq and is a predicted model, not a curated record. Gene Ontology annotation, molecular function: protein binding. The coding region runs from base 1 to 1635 and encodes 544 amino acids. Lineage: Eukaryota; Fungi; Basidiomycota; Agaricomycetes; Corticiales; Punctulariaceae.
AUGUCGCCUCACUGUCCCUCAUGCCGAUGCAUGAAGCACGACCUUAGUCCACCAGAGACACUGUCUCAACAAGGCACUGUGCCCGCGGUGAAGAUUCUUGAUGACCGUAUCAAGUGUCUUGUCAAUGAAUUAUGCCAGCUUCGCCGCCAACGGAACACCCUGCAACCUAUCAGUCGCCUACCUCCCGAAGUUCUUCUCCGAAUCUUCGUUGACGUACGGAAGGCCACCGAGCGAUUGAGUCCCCAGUGGAUCAAGUUAACGCACGUCUGCUCCUUCUGGCGUGAUGUAGCAUUGUCGAGCGCCAUCCUUUGGAACUCGCCCGAUCUGCUGUACCCAGAAUUGGCAGAGGAGACGGUACGACGCUCCCGAGGCACUACCCUUCGUAUUAUGCACUCGAAAAAGAAGGUCUUCAACCCCCCGCGCCUCCUGGGUAUAUCUUCUUUAGAGACAUCGGCGCCAAUUACCUCGAUUGACCUAACUGGCGUUGAAGGACGCGACAUAGCGAUAUUACUCAACGCUCGCCAUGGUCAGUUAUCGCAACUGAGAGAGAUCGCCGUCGAAGUCACUGGCGCAACGGAAGCGCAGCUUCACAAUGUCCUGACCGAUGACUAUCCCUGUCUCCAAUCCAUCCAGCUGCGUCGAUGCCACCUCGAAUGGACGUCCGCGCUUGUGAACACCACCACAUGCCUGCACACGAUUGACGUUCAUUCACCCCACCGUGGUAUCUUGGGUCGAAAGCCAUUCUCUUCCGUCCUGACUGUAUUGCAACUGCAAACACGCCUGGUUCAUCUCGACCUGGAGCUGACCCUCCCCUCCUUGCGGGGCGAGGACCUCGAAAAUGGUUCCUCACCAACAAUUUCCCUUCCGAAGCUCAAACACCUUAGGAUCCACGACCUACUGCGAGAGACCCAUCAUCUAUUCACCCGCCUCCGACUAUCCCCGUCAUGUUGUGUGACCGUGAGCAUUGCGCAAAGCGAAGAUGACUACUCGGCCUCGUCUCCUCUGUUGCCGCUCACGGAAUCCGUCUUAGCUCACGCACAUACGUUUUCGCCAUCCACGCUGGCGAUGCUCCUUGGGCCCCCUUUCAUGCUCGUUUGCGUAGGAACACCACGGGCGGGAGAGAAACGGCCGUUGCUCUCCUUCAGGUGGCCCUCCGUGAUUCAUCCCCAGAGCCAACGAGCCGCACACGCCCUCCUGAUUUCACUCGGUCCUGUGAUCGGCGCCCUCCCCGUCUCAGAGCUCUCCAUCACCUUCGACCAUUCUUCCUCUCGAAUUACGUACGGGGACUGGCGACAGCUGCUGGUCGGUUUCGAAGGCUUGCGAAGUGUUCGCCUGGAGACCAGAGGCCGACUCCCGGUCCACUUCCUGCAAGUCCUGGCAGAUUACGACGAAAACACGCCCCGUCUGCUUCCCCACAUGCAAAACCUCGUAUUGACCGAUCUGGAGCUCGGCAAGUACAACGCACUGCACGCUAUACAGGGCAUCCUCCCCGCCUUGACGCGGCGUUGCCAAGACGGCGUGUUCAGGGCAUUAUGCUUCAGUGAGGUUCCGGGAGAAGCGAACGAGGGGAUUCGAACUCUGAUGGAAGGCGUGGCUCCGCUUGUUGUGUGGGGCGGCGACGUGGAAAAGUGGUAG